AUGUCCCGCCGCGGGGGUGGUGGUGCAAAAGGCAGGAAGCCACCUGGCACAGAAUUCACUUGGGAUGCCGACCCUGGCGGGGAGCCAGACACAGCUCCCCAGCCUUUAUACCCUAAAUAUACCGUGCCGUUUGCGCGCAAGUUGAGCAAGACGGAACAAACUCAGGUCGACUAUUACCGGCACCUGCGCGAAAGCUACCAUGACGGUCCUUUUUACUCCGUGCUGGAUGCUGCCUCUUCUUCGGCUAAGAAAGGCAGUGCUGCACGUGCCAACUUUGACCCAUUCCAUGGCAUGCCCACCUACUCUGGUCGUUAUCAACGGAAGCGGCGCACUCUUCCCAAGAUUGCUGGACGUGAUUAUGUCUUGAAAUUCUUCCCCCGCGACCUCUGGAAAAUCCUCCAGCCCAGCUUCCGACCUGACGCGGUAAUGGACGGUUACCAGACCCAAACAGGAACUGGAGUCAAGCGUGGCUUCGAAGAUGAGGAGGACGAAGCUGAGGGCGGACCGUCGAAGCGCAAGGCCACCGGCGAUGAUGACGAUGAAGAGGCCGAGGGAGACAUGGAUGAGAACGUUCUGCUUGAUGAAGAUGAAGAGCAGGAUGCAGAGGAGAUGGAUGAUGAUUUCUCCGAGGAUGAUGACGAGAUGGGCGGCGAUUACAACGCCGAGCAGUACUUCGACGACGGUGGAGAUGAUAUGGGCGAUGACGGCUUCGGCGAUGGUGGUGGAGGAGGUGGUGAUGAAGAUACCUACUGA
Messenger RNA from Penicillium canescens, 753 nucleotides. RefSeq names its product DNA-directed RNA polymerase III subunit C31. Gene Ontology annotation, biological process: transcription by RNA polymerase III. NCBI's taxonomy places the organism in Eukaryota, Fungi, Ascomycota, Eurotiomycetes, Eurotiales, Aspergillaceae. Bases 1 to 753 code for a protein of 250 amino acids. The record is from RefSeq and is a predicted model, not a curated record. The transcript has 3 exons. Gene Ontology annotation, cellular component: RNA polymerase III complex.